ACGGGUCCAACCAAUGCGGGACAGAAAGGAGUGGCAGGGAGCCAAGCGGAGCGAUGCGCACUGUGUCUUUAAGUAACGGUGAAACGCACCAAACGGAGUCCAGCCUACAGGAUCAUUUUGUUUGUGCGCUCACAACCGUGGAAGGACCUGUUCUGCGCCUACUGUGGAUACAGGAUAUAGUAUUUUUUUAAGAGCAAGAUGCUUAUUCCUGAGCUUGGAACCAAUGGAAUAGAAUAAAAAGGGCUUGAAAACCGCCGAGUCAUGAGGUGCUUUUUACUUAUUUUUGCGUCACAGUUGAUUUUGCUGCCACUGACAGUGUGGUGCGAGCUGGUCAUCACCCCCAGCGGACCUCAUGUGGUUGUUCCCAAGAGGGGAAAGCUGGAGUUGCGUUGCCAUGACAAUUCUACAAAGUCUGAUGCCCCAUCGAGGUUGAGGUGGCAAAGGGAGAGGGCUCGCAGGCUGGAGGGAGAGGUGGAGGAGGAUGGGGUGGCUUACAUCAGGGUGUCAGCAGCACAGGGCUACCACAUGGGCCGAUAUGUAUGUGUCAACAACAGCACGCUGGAACACAGCUCCAUCUAUGUAUACGUGAAAGACCCCCAAAAUAUCUUCCAGCGCACCAUGGUGAAUCUCAUCCUAGUCCGUGCAGGUGAGAACUGCACCAUUCCCUGCCUUGUGACUGACCCCGAGGUCACCAACAUGGCUUUGGAGAGCUGUGAUGGACGACCUUUGCCCUCUGGUAUGAGCUAUAGGAGCAAUCUCCAGCGAGGAAUCAUCAUCAACAAUGCAAAAAAGGAGUUUGAAGGUUGUUAUGUGUGUGUGGGACAGCUUGGUGGAGAAAAAGUGACAUCUUUCCAAUACACUGUGGAUGUACGACUAGUGCCAGAGGUGCCUCCGGUGAUCGCACUGUCUCAGAAAGAUACCGUCAUCUUGAGGAAGGGAGAGCAGUUUGAAGUCACAUGUAGCUCCUCCAACGUCAACCCAGACUUCAGCAUCAAGUGGAACUUCCCUCUAACAGCGCAUCCAGAUGAAUCCCACACCUCACGCAUCUUGACUGGUUCCCAUGGUUACCAACGUGCCACCUCGCUUUUGAUCAGAUCUGUCAACCAAUCACAUUCGGGCACCUACCACUGCCAUGCCCGUAAUGAGAGAGGUGCCAGCUCCAGGGCGCUGCACCUGGAUGUCCGUGACCGGGGGUUCAUUACCAUGUUAGGAAGUCCAGAUCCGGUGCAGGCUGAUGUCAAAGAGGGGGAGAGCCUGAGCCUCAGAGUACAGUUUGAUGCCUACCCUGCACCCAGGUCCCUCUCCUGGUCUUACAACGGCCAGCGUCUCCUCAACACCACUGAACACGUCAUCACUGUCCACCGCCACAAAUACAGGUACAUCAGUGAGCUGAGACUGGUCCGGGUUCUUGGAUCAGAGGGUGGAAUCUACCAGUUCUCAGUUGGUCAUGAAGAUGCAGCUGUCAAUCACUCAUUUCACGUUUAUGUCAGCAGUAAACCAGUUAUCAUCGCUCAGGAAGGACCUGUUGAUGGACAGGUGCGGUGCAUCGCUGCAGGUUUCCCAGUUCCAAUAAGCUGGUACUUCUGUGAACUGCCACACACUAGGUGCUCACACCUUCCCAAUGCCACCCAGUGGGAGGCUCCAGAGGUUGCCAUGGUGACAGAAUCUGCCUUCGGUAGGAGUGAGGUGGAGAGUCGACUGAACGUGAGCAAAGAGCACGCACGCUACCACACCCUGGAAUGUGUGGCCUCCACAGACGGAGAUGAGGCCUACAUACUGUUCUCCAUCAGUGAACGAGUCGUCCCCCAUAAGCUCUUCACUCCCCUUCUAACGGGCAUGGUGGUUACAGGCGUUUUACUCAGCCUCAUUCUGGUGGUGCUGCUUUAUAAGUAUAUGCAAAAACCCAAGUUCCAAAUCCAGUGGAAGGUCAUUGACAGUAUCCAUGGCAACAACUACAUAUAUAUUGACCCGACCCAGCUCCCAUAUGACUCCAAAUGGGAAUUUCCUCGGCAGAAACUACGUUUUGGUAAAACCCUCGGCUCUGGGGCUUUCGGAAAAGUCGUGCGAGCCACAGCAUAUGGACUCUGCUCUGCUGAUACUGUUACAACUGUUGCUGUGAAAAUGCUCAAACCCAAUGCUCAUUCCACGGAGAAGGAGGCUCUGAUGUCGGAGCUGAAGGUGCUCAGUUACCUUGGAAACCACAUGAACAUUGUUAACCUGCUGGGAGCCUGCACUGUUGGAGGCCCAAUUUUGGUGAUCACUGAGUACUGUUGCUAUGGCGACCUCCUCAACUUCCUGCGAAGAAAAAGAGAGUCCUUUUUAAACUCCCAAAUUAGUGAUGGUUACUAUCGCAACGUCGUCAACCAAACAGAGCCUGUAAGAGGAGAGGUGACUGGUACAGGAUACAUGCCAAUGCGUCCUUCAGAGAAAGACAGAUCUUCUCAGUCAGAUGACAUAGAUGAACUUUCCCUGGACGCUGAAGACCUCCUCAGCUUCUCCUACCAGGUGGCCAAAGGAAUGGAGUACAUUACUUCCAAGAACUGUAUUCACAGAGACCUUGCAGCCAGAAACAUCCUGCUGACUCACGGCAGGGUGGCGAAGAUCUGUGACUUUGGCUUGGCACGAGACAUCACCACUGAUGCCAGCUAUGUGCUCCGAGGCAAUGCACGUCUGCCAGUCAAGUGGAUGUCUCCUGAGAGCAUUUUCGACUGUGUCUACACCUUCGAGAGUGACGUUUGGUCGUACGGCAUCCUGCUCUGGGAAAUCUUCUCCCUGGGUAACAGCCCGUACCCUGGGAUGCAGGUGGGAUCAGCGUUUUAUAGGAUGAUUCAAGAAGGUCACAGGAUGAGCAGGCCUGAGUUUGCCCCCAUUGAGUUGUACGACAUGAUGUUGUCUUGUUGGAAUCAUGACCCCUUGAAAAGACCUUCCUUCAGGAAACUGGUGGAAAGGACUGAACUCCUGCUAUCAGAAAAUACAAGGAAUGUGUACUUGACGCUGAGCAAUGCUCCACCUCCUCCAGAUCAGCAGAGGGCGCCACAACGGAGGCUGAGCUCAGUCUGCAGCACAACAGCUCCCACCCAGCCUUUACUGCAAAGCACCAUGGAUGUUUUCCAGGACUAUGACACUGUCUAACACACACACACACACACGAGUACACACACGAGUACACACUGCUCUGUGAAAUACUGUAUAACCCUCCCUACCUCCCAUUAUUCCCUAACCUACAAGAGCCAAACACUGUAAACUACUAACAACAUAUUAAUUUCAUACUAACUGUCUAUUGAUGGCCUUUCUCUCUCUCUCUCUCUCUCUCUCUCUCUCUCUCUCUCUCUCUCUCUCUCUCUCACACACACACACACACACACAUUCACUAUGUAAAUAUGCAGCCCUGCACCCGGCUCUCAGUAUUGGCCUCUAUCUAAUCUCUAUCUGGUAGGUAUUUGAGGUGCAUGUCCAUAUAAAGAGGACUUGAGCACUAAUCGCCCAUCAAAUACUACAUUACCCAUCUACAUCUGGGGUGAGUUUUGGCUCGCACAUGGCUUUAAAUUACAUCACUACACUUUGGCUACACAGAUGGGAGUAAAUACCUGACCUUGGGAUGAUAUUAGACUGAGUAAUAGAUAGAGAUGGUGCUUUGAGGAGCGGACUGCUGCGGUUCUGUCAGAUUUUUGGAGGAAUUAUCACAUUUUAGGAAAUACACAUUUGUGAAAGUCACAGUAUAUGACAGGAUCAGUACCAGUCUCCCAUUGGUGCCAACAAACAGCAGACUUGUUAACCUUUUGUAAGUAGUUAGCUCAGAGACUUUCUUUUUCUUUAAGCUGAGUUUAGUGAGUAUUUUCAUAUUUGCAGUACAGAUGCGAUGUGUACUUGUAUUUCCAAAAAUGCCAAAUAUUCCCUAGUCCAUCCAUGCCACACUAACUGUUUAAACCAUUUGUUGAAAGGCCUUGAAAAUAUCUGACAUCUUCAUGAAAACUGAGCCGUAGCAAAGUUAUGACAGCUGUCCCCUCUGCAUUGUAGCUUUCAAUACUGUGACACAAUAUGAAAACGUGGUGUAUUGCUGUAUGUAUUUUAAGGAUUAGCUUUAGUUGACUGUUUAGUGAAACCAAUGGCUCGAUGUUUGCGACAAAUGAUGUGCUCUUCUGACUUUAUUUCCUGUUAUGUCUGAAAUGUAUGCAAUGUAAAUACACUAGAUAUGUGCCUUUAGAUUUUUUUUUGUAUUAUUAUUAUUAACUGGAUGCAUUUGGUUUUUUCAUUUAUUGUUGGGAGAGAGGACAAAUUGUAUGCUGGAUUUGAAGUUCAUGCGGUUUUGAUACGGUUGGGUGACUUGUUAUAAUAAAGAGAGUACCUGUGACGGUUGAACCAAAGGGAAGUUUGUGUUAUUGGGUAAAAAAAAAAAAAAAAAAAAAAAUCCACACCAAAACACAACAGCAGAUACAGCAAAUGGAAAUAUUUGCAACUGUUUUUAUUUUCAAAUUGACCAAGAGGGGAGAGGGGGGUUAUAAUAAUAGCAAACUUUUUGCUUCAAAAUAUUGAUUAUUAUUACAUUUGACUUUGGGGUAGAUAAAGGAGCACAGUUCAAGAGCAGAAGAAGGGAUAUACAUACAUACAUACAUACAGGUUAGCAUAGCACCGUUUUACACUGAAUACUGGUGUUCUUAGCUUUACUUAUGUGUACAGUAUCAUACUAGAACGCUAUAGAACCAAAUUGUGUUGUGGAAAGGUGACCUGUGGAUCUGUGAGGAGGGGAGCUCACUGACUUGUCAAUAGGUUCUCAUUUCAAAUAUCCUACAUAUCGUUCUUCCAACACCUUUCGAAUUCCUUUUUUUCCCACCCGGAAUCUGCUGUUGCUAAAAAAAAAAUACAAAAAAUAAAACCCAAGAUUGCAAUGAUGAAACAUUCAGAGAUUUCUGAUUUUUUUUUUAUGAUGCAAACCCUGGAAAUAAUGUAUUUGGGAUUCUAAAUGUGGGUGUUAGCAGUGAGAGAAAUGAUUUUUUUUAAACACCCCUUUUUUCCUUUAUCAUAAACCCUGUCAAAGGUUUUCCAUAAUCAACAGUUACAACAUCCAUAAGUCUCUUUUAAAAACACCUUUACAUUCUUUGGGCUGGGUAUCAGUGACAAAUAAUCCAACUACAAACACUUCAACAUUAACCUUUUGAGUGAUGCCUUGAACACAAACUACUCUAUAGAGGAUCUACAUUUGCUAUGAGUGGGGUGGAAGACCUUGUUUCAAAUAGUAAGACCGUCAAGUAAAAAAAACAAAAACUCACAUCACUCCAAUUUCACUUCUCCUGUCAAUCUCCUCUGUCAUCUCAGAGGAUUACUAUUUGAGGUUGGUCUGAUGUGUAGUUAUUGUGAUAAGUGUUUGAAGAGCAGUCUGUCAUUGUAAAACAAUAGGCUGACAGUAGACUAAUGCUCUGCAUUGCCUAACAACCAUUCUUCACAAGUCACACAUCUUGUUUCCAUAUGAAAAUAUAACGGGUUACAGUGACGAUUAACAUGCACACAAAUGCGCUCUCACACAAACAUAUUCAAGUUGAGCUGUCCCACACAUGGGCCUGCAGAAUACUGUGCCCAACCACUGAGGAAGUUUCUUGAAUAUUACAAUUAUUUCUGUAUACUGCAACGCAAGAACUGAUUGGCUAUCAUCAGGGGAAACAAUACUGACCCCCGAGAGAUACGAGAAGUAGGAUCAAGAAGAGGAGACGCUAUAUUCGCACAAACUGCAAACACACACAUACGCACAGUUUCGACUAGACUCUGAGACGAACAAACACAUUCUAGAUGCUCCUUUGCCAACCUUUGCACUUCCUCCAAUCCAAGGCUUUACUGUUAGAUAUGGCUUACAACUGUAACACAGAGGUCAAACCCAAAUCCAUUUAUUUCCAACGAUCUGAAAUUUAAAUGGACCUGCUUCCGUCCCUGGUUUCAACUGCUGUUUGGGAACUGAGUGAUAAGUGAACUGAACUGCAUGAGGGUUUAUGAGGCCUAGGAAGAAAAGAAGGAUAAAACACUGAUGAUACAGAAGACCAUGAGAGAGUUAACUGGCAAAGUGUGUCCAUUUCAAUCUGAAUGAAAGUUGAGUUUUUAAGAUUUCUGCUCUAUCUGAAUAACCCCUCCCCCUCUGGAAUAAUUAAGGGAAAAACAACAUUUUGGCUGCCAUCUUCAGAGACUUCCCUCACAUACUAUUUUAAUAAGAAAACAACAUGAAAGGCUCUAAGAAAUCUGGGUCAAAUUUUAGUGACCAGAACAUCCUUUAUGACAUUUCUCCCUUUGGUCUUUGCAGCAUCACUGUCUAAUCCUUCAUGGUCUGGUUCCAGACUGAGGCAGAAUCUAAACUUUCCACAUUCCUGAGAGUACGAGUACCGUCCAGCAACUUCAAAUACUUACUAAGUCAAAUAUUGUAAGACACAAGGGGCAACAAACAAACAAACAAACAAACAAACAAACACAGACAUACCGUCCACAGACGCUCAGGCUCACUCAUGCACACUAAGAUUGUUUUCUCAAAAAACACACACUAUCUCGAAGAAUCACACCACAGAUUACAAACAACUAGGUCUGGACAGUGAUUUACUGUACACAACCACAUCAAGUGCUAGAGUUUGAGGAGAUUGAGGAUAUACUGUUUGUUACGUAUAGGGCUCUCUGACUGUUAAAAAAUAAUCCCUACUAUAUACACACGCAUUAACUUUAUUAGGGGUAAUAUCUUGUUGGAAAAUAUAUAUUUAUGCCUUUGAAUAGUCUGCUCAAAAUUAAAAAAAAAAAAACAACAUAACCGACUAUGUUAUUGGCACUUGGAAUCACUAAACCCGUUAUAAGUACAGUGAUCAUCCUGCAAAGAAUUCAGUUAAACUUUAAUCUAGUUUCUUGCCAAACAUAAUUUGUACUUACAAAGUUAAAAAGAUUCAUUUGUGUCUCAGAGACAGUGUUUAAAAACACAACUCCCACUAAAACCCAAGCCCAACCAUGUUUAAAACAAACUGACAGAACUUUAAAGCCUUAUUCUGGACUCUUUUAGAGAAGGGGAGGGGGGACAAGAGGUCUGGGAGAGCACACCGUUGCUCUAUCUUUAACCAGAAAACACUUGAACAAAGUAAAAAUUCUUUUUUCAAAAGCGACUAAUAAAAGCUUACACAGUUAUUCUUUCCAUGCAAUCAUAUAAAAUACUACAUUUCUGUUUCCUGUUAGGUUAUAUUGGAUAUUUACAGGGUUUUAUCAUACAGUAAAUCUGUACAAGGUCGGUUCAUUUUGACACACCUUCAGAAGAGUCCACCACUACCAUGUUCUCAGGAUUUUUGUCAGGUUUCCACAGAGACACCAUCUCCCUCGCAACUCUGCCACUGCUGAGGGAAAAGGGGGAUUUUAAUCCAUCCUGUUGCCAUGGUGACAAAUCUUGGAGAGUUCCUAGCGGACUCACUGGCUUUCCUCUUUCCUAUGAUUCGUUUCUUUCAGAUAGAGAAAGAUAGGGCAGCGACUGGCGGGGAAAAAGAAGUUUGCAACAGCCACACAUCCAAAGCAGGGGUACACAGCAGUCUCUUAGCCCCUGAUUGCCUCCAGAUAUUUUUUACUGUUCCAUUAGGCUUUACUGCGGUUGGCUGCUGACGCUGUCAGUUCUGUGUGACGAUGGGGCCUUCUGCUGUUUCUGGGGCUGUGGUUUCAGCUGCUGCUGGUGCCUCUGGUGAUGAGAUUGUUGUUGCUGCUGCUGUUGCCUCUGCUGCUGCUGCUGCUGCUGCUGCUGCUGUUGUUGUUGCUGUGGCUGCUGCUGAUGUGUAGCCUGGGUGAAAGUGCCCUGUUGUUGGAGUGGGAAAGCUGCCUGCAGAAUCAACUGGGUAGACUGGUUACUAUGGAGAAGACGAGUGCCCUGU
Messenger RNA from Sphaeramia orbicularis (orbiculate cardinalfish), 7865 nucleotides. RefSeq names its product KIT proto-oncogene, receptor tyrosine kinase b (gene kitb). Gene Ontology annotation, biological process: positive regulation of cell migration; multicellular organism development; hematopoietic progenitor cell differentiation. Gene Ontology annotation, molecular function: cytokine binding; growth factor binding; transmembrane receptor protein tyrosine kinase activity. NCBI's taxonomy places the organism in Eukaryota, Metazoa, Chordata, Actinopteri, Kurtiformes, Apogonidae. The record is from RefSeq and is a predicted model, not a curated record. Gene Ontology annotation, cellular component: plasma membrane; signaling receptor complex.